Molecule: messenger RNA, 1167 nt
Organism: Suillus subaureus
Lineage: Eukaryota; Fungi; Basidiomycota; Agaricomycetes; Boletales; Suillaceae
Exons: 8
Coding region: 326-1003 (225 amino acids)
Source: RefSeq, a predicted model, not a curated record
GCCUACAAGCGACGGGUUCGUGCAGAGUGCACUUUCGUCCUCAAUAGUGACCACUUUUGGCGACCAAUUUCUUGGCUCUGCGUUUUUGCCUGCAUGUUGUUCAAGCGCUCGAUGCCACGAGGUGCCUGAAGUUAUGGGCUAUAGAUGGCUAAAUAUAGCAUUCAUUGAGAAGCGUCUCUCAGUGGUCGACCAACGUUUAUAUGCGAUAUUAUUCAGUUACGUUCUGACUCCGUCCCUUCUUUCAACACGACAUACUUUGUCGCCAAAGAUUCACGCAACAUACGACCUUAUACCUGAAAUCUGACAACAUCACGGUUUUGCAAUCAUGACUGUCAUGUUUGUGAACAUGAGGCGCAUCGGAUAUCUAUUUGCGUUUGUGCUCGCCGCGGUUGUCCUUGGAUUUACGGCCAACUUUGCAAGGCUAUUCCUCCCGCAUAUCAAUCAUGAUUUCACCAUCUUCGCUCUGGUUCCACCAUCAGUCACCAUUUUCGCUUUUCUGUGGAGUAUGCAGUUCUCGCAGCCAAUAGUGGAGGUGACACUCCACUUCUUUAUCAGUGUACUAUGGCUAGCCAUGGGCGCAUGGUCCGCGGAUACGAUCGGAUAUGUGCAAUGCUACCUACUCCAAGAACAGCAGCAGCCUACGGCCAGAGGAAGCAUCUCUGCACAGUCAUAUUGCUAUGAAAUGAAAGUCAUCGAAGCACUAUCGUGGACUCUAUUCGUGUUAUUUAUAUUCUUCUUCAUUAUCCUGAUCACGCUUACAUCGCGCGCAGUCGCUUUUGGCCGGUACUAUGCAUGGCGAGAACAUAUUUCGCAGCUAGGCUGGUUUGGAGAACUUCCAGGAUACCCCACUGAAGCUAUAUACCCGCGAGCUCCGAUGUAUGGAUAUGGUCAGCCAUAUCCGAUGAUGGGAGGAUACCAUGUACAACAAAUGCCUGGUCACUCCGUCAUGGUUCAGCCAGGUAUUAAUGGUGGCCAGCCUAUUGUCACUCACAUGCCAGCCUAGGUGCCUGCUUCCGUUAACAUUGGAAAUCGUACAUACUACUAUGUAUGUGCGGAUUCGACGUGUUGGAACGAUAGGGCCCACAAUAUUUUCUGAUUGUACUUGGAAUACUUGGAACGCACCUGUAACGAUUUGCCAAUAUCGGCUGGUCCCGGAACAAUUACGUA